AUGGCGUCGAAAAAUCCAUCUGCUUAUACAAAAUUGAUGCACAAGAUCGCAGCUCUGUUGCCGGAAAAGAGUCGAGCUGUAUUUUUACAUCCGGCAGGACCAACGACAAUCUUUUUUUGGGCACCGACUUUCAAGUGGGGCCUGGUUAUGGCCGGCAUCGGCGACAUCAAUCGACCAGUCGAAAACAUUUCUCUGAGCCAAACUUUCAGCCUCAUGUUAACUGGGAUUAUUUGGUCCAGGUAUUCCCUAGUAAUUAUACCGAAAAAUUAUAAUUUACUCAGUGUCAAUGCUUUCGUAGCGAUGACAAAUUCAUACAAUUUCAUGAGAGGACUUCGACAUCAAGUAGCGAAAUGACGUAACAACAAGGAUCAAGGUGUACGGAUGGGCAAAUAAUACUGUGGAAUUUUGUUAAAUUUUUUUUAUCAGUUGUAAUAGAAAUAAAAUUUAAUAGCCUA
This is a messenger RNA of Copidosoma floridanum, 455 nucleotides long. RefSeq names its product mitochondrial pyruvate carrier 2. Gene Ontology annotation, cellular component: mitochondrial inner membrane. NCBI's taxonomy places the organism in Eukaryota, Metazoa, Arthropoda, Insecta, Hymenoptera, Encyrtidae. The record is from RefSeq and is a predicted model, not a curated record. Gene Ontology annotation, biological process: pyruvate import into mitochondria.